GUGGAUCGGCGGCGGCGGGCGGCGGGCAGCGAUGAUGCUGAGGGCCCGGGGAGCGGCGGGGGCGCUGCUCCGCCUCGCCGGCGCUGGAGCUGGAACUGGCGUACAGAGGGGCGGGGUCACUCCGCUAGCGCGCGCGGCGUUAGCUCGCGGCUUCCUGGAUUUCCGCAAGACGGGGAACAAGGAGGCCAUGGAGCAGGAGAAGGAGAAGAAGAAGGCCAGGCUUACCGAUGAAAUGAGUAGAGGCUACUUCGCAGACAUUGCUGAGAUCCGCAAGAAUGCCGGCAAGAUUGCGAUGGCGAGUAAGGUCAUCAUCCCGGAGGCAGAUGCUGUGAAGUUUCCUGAUCUUGCUGUGGAUUCCCCUGCUGGAGGGGCGCUGCAUCUGCCUCUUGUUGUGCCUGCUCUGCAAGGCGAUGAUGGUGAGGCUGGAGACCAUGUGAUUCCCGGUGCUUCUUUGGUGUGCCUUUCCUUCCGUGCAAGCUCGCUGAAAAUGGCAGAGUCAUGGAGUUUACCUUUCCUGGAUGCAUUCGGUGCUGCCAAGAAUGUGCAUGUUUAUGAGGUCUCAUUUAUAGAUUCUUGGCUAUUAUCAUUGAGUCCUGUGAGACGAGCAUUUCUCAAGGUGAUGAGGAAAUCUAACAAUCCACAGAGACAUGUUGUCUAUGGUUUCGGGGACCAUUAUGACUUCCGGAAGAAGCUUCAAAUUAUAAACCUUCUCACUGGAUACAUAUACCUGGUUGAUAGCCUGGGAAGAAUAAGAUGGCAAGGCUUUGGAUCCGCAACACAAGAAGAGCUGUUGUCACUUACAGCGUGUACCUCCAUUUUGUUAGAUGAAAAAUGAGAUGAGGUGGCUACCUUUUCUGUUUUUUUAACUUCUGGUAGAAGAUAUUUUGCUUUUCACUCAUCAAAUUGAGGCAUUUUUUUUUGGUGUGGCUAAUAAGUAUUGGAUGGCUGGUUUUCUGAUCUCCAAUCACAUUGUAGCAACAUUGAUUGCUUGAGGUACAGCCUCGAUUUUCUGGUUGCAAAUGAUAUCCAUACGUUACAGUAGCAUCAUUA
Molecule: messenger RNA, 1050 nt
Organism: Sorghum bicolor (sorghum)
Lineage: Eukaryota; Viridiplantae; Streptophyta; Magnoliopsida; Poales; Poaceae
Exons: 7
Coding region: 32-835 (267 amino acids)
Biological process (GO): mitochondrial proton-transporting ATP synthase complex assembly
Cellular component (GO): mitochondrial inner membrane
Source: RefSeq, a predicted model, not a curated record